AGUGUUAAAAAAUGACGUUCUUUCGGCAAUAGUCUACGCAUAAAAAUAAAGCUUUUUAAAAAAUUCGAAAAAAUUUGAUAUAUUAUUUACUUUUACUAGAUGUAAAAAUUUCUGUCGCACACUCGAUUGUUAUUAUGCGUGAAAGGAGUAUAACCUAACAAACUUAAAUACGCAUAGUGUAUAAUAGGCGUAUAGUGGGGAUGGUGUUUCUUUAUUGCGUUCAAAAUUUGAGUGAAAUAAAAAUGUAAUUCUACAAAGUGAUUCGUCAAUGGUUUCCAUCGAGUGUUUACGAAGUAAUUGCCAUUGAUUUUAACUUUCAAAUUUCGAUAACAGAUAGCGCUUUGAUCACCGCGAAUUAGUCACGUGAUUACUCGUCAUUCUUAAUCGAAGAAAUAGAAAAUGGCGAUUACGUUUGUAGGAAGAUUAUUAAAUAAUCUUUGUGCAACAUCCAAAUGCAACAUAGGAGUUAUAAACCAAUUCGUUGUACAAACACGUGAUUAUGCUGCCAGGAAAGGUACAAGAGCAAGAAGAGAAGCAAAGAAAGUUAAACGGAAAAUAGAAAAAAUUGAAAAACUUGGAUUCGUAGAACGAAAACUGAAAGAACGCCAAGCCAAAUUAAAUAAGCCAAUACUUAAAAGAAGGGUGGAUGACGAUAAGCACAAAACAAUUCCAACCGAUAAUGUAUGGUUAUUAUGUCGUCAUCGCAAGAAAAUAUAUACCGUAGAAGAAGCCGUAGAAUGUCAUCGUGAAACACAUCAUCCCACUCUAUUAAAUUGUCCUAAUUCUAAAGUCAAUGCAAAAAUUGAAUUGAAUUUGGAGACAGAGAAAAAAGGAAAGUUUAUUGGUGCUUUUACUCGAAUCAUAGAUUAUCCUCAUUGCUUUGGUCAUGGAGAGACCAGAAACAUAAUAGCCUUUUCUUCGAAACAAGAAGUAAUCGAAAAAGCUUUGGAGGCAGGUGCUACCUUGGCUGGGGGAAAAGACCUUAUAAAGUCAAUUAAGGCAGGAGACUUGGCUUUACUCGACUAUCAAUAUUGUUUAGCAGAACCGGAUAUUUUGGCCGAUUUAAUAUUAAUUAGAGGUUUAUUGAAAAAGAAAUUUCCAACAUCCAAAGCAGGUACUUUAAGUCCCGACCUUGAGAAUUUAGUAAAGAAAUUUGUUUUGGGUAUCAAGUAUAAUGCCGUACCCGAAAAAUUGGAAAAAAGUUACGGUCUGAUCGAGUGUCCUAUCGGAACGCUUGAUAUGGAUAGUAAGCAUUUGGAAGAGAAUUUUGCUGCUCUUAUCAAUGACAUUAAUUCCGUCAAAUCUAAAAAACAUACGAAUUUUAUCAUAAGAACGCAGUUACUCAGUCCACCGACAAAGGAAUAUUUUAUAGUAGAUUUUACUCAAUAUCUGCCAAAAGAAAUUCCUAAAAAAGAUCAGACAGUGGAGGAGGGAUUGGUGGAGGACGAAGAAGAAGAAGAAGAAGAAGAAAUCUCGCAUGCUGUCAUACCGUCUCAAUAGUUAUAGAAUAUAAGCGUAAAUUUUCGAAAGAUGAACUUUUGUUAUUAGCCCGUACGAUUGGAAAAAUUCGAAAGGGGAUCUUUGGAAUACUCUAGACGUAUAGUUGUUACUUUCAAUGCGAAUUGAAAAAUAUGGCGUCAUGAAAAAAAAAAGAAGAAAAAGAAAAAGAAAUCGUUCCUACAUGAUUUUCCUUGGAUCCUAUAAAUAUUUUUCACGUUGGUAGAAUAAGAGAAACGAACAGGAAGAUUCAAAAGAAUGGGAAAAUCGGUGAGUGGACGUCAUACUGGAAGCGCGGAAUCGCGAGGGGCGCUGGUGCAUCGAGUAGUAUACGGCGGACGCGCGAAAAUGACGACGGGUUGGCGCGGGAAGGGGAAGAUCGCGCGAGAAACCGGCGGCGAGUCGAAGGAAAAGGGAACGGAGAACGGUGCGCCCGCUGGUGGAGGUGACGGUGAGAGGAGAGAGGGGGAGUCAACUCGGCUACCUGCCGAUCGAGAGAGCUCAGUCGGUGUCCGCCAGGUUGAAAAUCCGCCGCUUCUCCCUGCUCCUUUACUAUCGCACGUGAUACUUUCUAACGCCUUACCAAAUCUUACCGAGAAGUUAGGAAAAAGCAUAUAGUUUGUAGUUAGUUAGUUAAUCAGUUUGCUCGAAAGAUCCAAAAUUGGCGCGCUUAAGAGGAUCGAAGAGGGUGCGGAAGACGAAAGUUUGUACCGGACGAGAUACGUUCUCUCUUAGUGUGUCUCUUUUUUUGUGCGCGUGUAUGUCGUCUGUGUGUGUAUGUGUGUUGUUUGCGCGUUCCUCACGAACGCUAUCGAAAAGGAUAUAAAGCGUUCUAAACGUGCUUUCACGUGGAACGUGAAAUAAUAUUUCUUCGUUUUGUCA
Vespula pensylvanica (western yellowjacket) is the source of this 2379-nucleotide messenger RNA. RefSeq names its product 50S ribosomal protein L1 (gene mRpL1). The coding region runs from base 400 to 1500 and encodes 366 amino acids. The transcript has 8 exons. Lineage: Eukaryota; Metazoa; Arthropoda; Insecta; Hymenoptera; Vespidae. The record is from RefSeq and is a predicted model, not a curated record.